CCUGACCGAGGUACGAUAACAAUUAAUUUACCUGGUUUACCUGAGCCAUUCCCUUCAAGUCUUCAGUAUAUCCUUGGAAAAUAGGUACAAAAGUUUAGUUAUUAUUAGUGGAGGCAUUUUAAGAAUCAGUUUGUGCAAGAAAGAAAACCUGGAAUGGAAAUUAGCCCCAAAAAUAAGGAAAAGAUGUGAUUUUUUAUGUAUAUUUGAAAUCUGUGUUUUAAAAAGGCUCAGGGUGCUUCAGUGCUGCCAGACACACGCACAGCAUCACAGCACAGCGAGGGGAAGCACUGUACUCGAGUCCUGCACAUGAUAAGCAAGAGACGUGCAGGCAUCGAGAAAAAAGGCUAGCUGGCACCCUCCCCGGCUAGCAACCCCCACCUGGCGACGGCAGCGGCGGGGCCAAACACAGGCGAGGGGAGCUGGCGCGCCCUCCACCGCUCACCUGCUGCCUGGGGACGCCCUCACGCCGCCCCAAAACACGCCCCGCUGUGGAGUUGGAGGAGGAGGAGGAGGAGGGAGAGCGUGGCAUGUGAAGAGGAAGGCCGCGGCGGCUCCAGCAGGCUGAGCAAGGCUGGGAGAGGAGCAGCGCAAUGUCAGACUCUGAGGAGGAGGCGGUGGAGCGGCAGGUGAAGAUGGUGCUGGUAGGGGCGCCGCAGGUGGGAAAGACCUCCAUCGCUCUCAGAUACACGCAGGACUCCAUCAACAAGGUGUACCAGGCGUCGAUGGGGGUGGACUUUUAUCUGAAGAGGCUGGUGCUGGGGAACGAGCGGAACGUGAACGUGCAGGUGUGGGACGUGGCGGGGUCAGCGCUGUCCGGCAAGAUGACUGACAAGUACCUGUACGGCGCCCACGCCAUCCUCUUCGUGUACGAUGUCACCUCCACGCCUACCCUGGAGGCGCUGCAGACCUGGGUGGCGACUGUUCGCAAGGCCGCCCGCUCCCAGGAGAGGCCGCCCAUCCAAGCCCUGGUGGCGAACAAGGCAGACUUAGAGCACGCCAGACAGGUGAAGAGUGACCGCCACCACAGGUUCGCCUCCGAGCACGGCAUGAGCUCCUACGUGGUGUCGGCCAAGACCGGCGAGGGCGUGUCACUCACUUUCCAGAAGCUGGCGGCAGAGCUCCUGGGGGUGCGGCUGACGAAGGCGGAGCAAGAGCAGCAGCAGCCUGUGGUCACGGCGGAAAUCGUCACGUUCCAAGAGGCGACACUCCCGAAGGUGCCUGCCGUGGCCACCAGCAGCUCUUCCUCCGUGUGCAGUGUCAUGUAGCAGCUGAUGCCCUCGCCUUCUGGGACACGGACACCAGAGCGCCGCACCCCUCGCCGACACACGGACACACGGACAUGAGGCUGUGGUGCCCUGUGAGGUUACUCGUGAGAUGGACACUAUUAUGAAAUCUUUUCCUCCUUGUGUCGGAUGUGGUGACGGUGUUUGGUGACCAGUGUCCCGGUGAUCAUGAAGUGUCCAAACUCUUAUGCUUUAAUUACCUGAGGCUUUUGUCACGACGCUGUGCUAAGAUUACAAGUGGAGAGCGUCAGUGUUACGUGAAUGGAAUAUCAUACGGAGGCCAAAACACAUAAUAUACAAACAUUAACACAAAACAAACUCCUUAUCUAAUUCGCGGCGCCACGGGGGCUGCGGGCGGUGCCAUCGGCGGCGGCAGUGGCGGCGGUGAUAGCGUGUGCCGCGGAGGCCUGACCCUGAUGAGGAAAGGCGAGUGAGUGACCAGGUGUGUGAGGCCGAGGCGUGUCUCGUCCCGUGCAGGUGUGAGUGUGAGGAAAGCAAGAAGGAUAACGCUCGACAAGCAGGCCGCCCUCCGUUAUUCUUCGCCGCGAUGUUUGAUGUAAUGAAUUCAUCACACUUCCUUUUAUGUCACUAACGAGGAACCUGUCAAAGUACUCGCAGAUUAUCGCUGUGUACUUCACCAAACUCUGAAUUUCGUGUUUACUCGUGUUGUCCUCCUUAUCUGGAACCAUAUGAAUAACUCGAGAUCAGCUGUUUUAUAGUGACUCAAACACCUCGGUCUUCAAGCAGUACAGGGCGUUCCGUAAGGUAUUAAUUCCUCAUGAAAACUUGCCUUCACUUUGAUUACGGUGAGCACGGAGUCUCGCGUAGUGUCGCUGGCUCUCCUGUGCCGACCAGCUGGACAAGGGUGGCGGCGCGGUGAGUCCUCGCGUGGAGGAUAUUUAUUAAAACACACACAACAACGUGCUCGAGUUCUGGCCAGUCCUUGAUCCUAACCAAUUGCUUAAUGCGCGGGCUGGACUGCGAUGUACUGCGUUGCAUCACUUCAGAAUCGUUUGCUUUUCUCCAUAAUCUUUCCCUGCUGCGCCCGUGACUCGAUGCUAAGAUGCUGGGGUGUACUUCCCGCAUCUCACCCAACCGCUGCUCCACUGUAACUAAACCCAGGUGGUGCUGUGAUGCUGUGGUGAUGAUGUGGUAGUGCUGUGCUGUACCGCCCGCCGCUCUCCUGACGUAAUAACCGCCCCCGCCUCGAGCCGUCCACACCCACACCAACACAUCCAAACACUUCCGUCCGCCCGCCAGCACCACGAGGGUCACUCCCCGACUCACCAAACAGGACUGGCGCCGCCCACACUCAUGGCAGCACUUAAGUUCAAAUGUAAUCAGAGGACAUGAGAAGGAGAGGGAGAGAGAAAGAAAGAGAGAGGGAGAGGGAGAGAGAAAAAAUAAGAACAAAAGAACAAGAGAACAGUUUCCACAUGGCCGCUUACGUUCAGUGCCAAGGAAUUAAUGAGUAAAAUUUCCGAGUAAUUACUUCUGUGCCUCCGUCGCUCGCAUUAAGGCGCUGAAAUGGUCUUAUGCUUGACCUCAGCUACUUUCGACAGCUUUUGGUGGAAGUUGUCAAUUUUCAAGAGUGUUUUCAUGAUUCUUGUGAUCGUUUAACACGUUUCAGUGGAAGUUAUCAGUUUUCAAGAGUGCUUUCAUUAUUCCACAGGUCCUUUAAUGGAAGUUAUCGGUUUUUAAGAGUGUUUUCAUGAUUCUUGUGAUUAUUUAACAGGCUCUAGUGGAAGUUAUUAGUUUUCAAGAGUGUUUUCAUGAUUCCAUUGGUCGUUUAACAGGCUCUGGUGCAAGUUAUCAGUUUUCAAGAGUGUUUUCAUGAUUCUAGUGAUAAUCUAACAGGCUCUUGUGCAAGUUGUCAGUUUACAAGAGUGUUUUCAUGAUUCUAGUCAUCAUUUAGCAAGGACUCUGUAUUGUUAAUGAGGAUAAACACCUAAGGAAACCAGACUAGUCAUCUCUGUGGCCUUAGAAAAUAGUCCUGUUGAAAGCCUGAAUUAAGAACACUAACCUAUCAUUCAACACGAACCAGUGACCAAGAUUAUCACUCUCCCCUCCUCCCCUGACACACACACUCAUGCCUCCAUACAAAUGUUCCAGUAAACCCACUCCAUUCCGUCAGUGUCUAGGGGUGAGCGGUGAGCGGCGCCUCUCAGCCUCUCUGUUUAUCCUCCGCCUGCCUCGAUCUCAAACAUGCCAUAACAUAACUUUCUCCAGUUCCCUCUCAGAUUCCAAGCCACUCACCGUUUCCAUUCGCGGCGCUGCAGGUUCCGCCCCUCUCGUUCUCUUAGCGAUGAUUACGUCAACUAUGGCUCCGUUGUGUUGCCUUAAGGAAGAGUUAUACAGUUUUUUGCUUUGGAAGGGACAGCGGAAGAUUUUACGUCCCCUCGCCUUUAAUAACAUGACAAAAACAAUCAUUCCUGAGAGUUUAAAUAUAGCAGGUAGUCGCCUUAAGUUGCUGAGAAAUAGAUCUUUGUAGGGAGUAGAUUAAUAAAAAAAUAUAUUGGU
This is a messenger RNA of Scylla paramamosain (green mud crab), 3803 nucleotides long. RefSeq names its product ras-related protein Rab-28-like. The coding region runs from base 591 to 1265 and encodes 224 amino acids. Lineage: Eukaryota; Metazoa; Arthropoda; Malacostraca; Decapoda; Portunidae. Gene Ontology annotation, biological process: regulation of exocytosis. The transcript is spliced from 6 exons. The record is from RefSeq and is a predicted model, not a curated record. Gene Ontology annotation, molecular function: GTPase activity; GTP binding.